AUGAUAAGGUACUACCAGAGUGUUUACGACUUGGCCGAAAAUAUUGGCUUGCGUUACCCAGAUGGUCUCACUCCUGAGGAAGCAUUGAACCACAUCACAGACACGGCAAAGUCCCUGGCAGACGUGGCCACCCUGGUGGUGAGAACAUUGUACCUACAGGCGGGAGGCAAUGGCAGCCUGGAGAACAUCACGGCCGACCCACAAACAGUGACCCGGAUGUUAUAUGGAUUUAUAAUCAAUUGGAAUAAUUCCUGGUUCCAGUCGAUCAUCAGCCAGGACCAGAAAGAGCAUUUUGAGAAGCAGGACCACAUCUCCUACUACGUCUCAGUGAAUGAGCCCACCUUCUCGACCAGGCUGGUGCACUUCGUCCUCACCAACCUUACCGGGUACCUCACCAACUUCACCGAGGAGGAGUGCCGGCACACUGAUCCCAAAUCCGAGUUGUUCGAUUACGUCUGGGUGCAGGGCUGGCGGGCAGAGAACGCGAGUGACCCCACCCCACGCUGUGUGCGCACCCACGUCUGGCUGAAACGAGCCCGCUCCCCGGCCUUUGAGCUGCAUGACUGGGCUUCCACUGAGUACUCCACCUGGACGGAGAGCCGCUGGCAGAAGAUUGGUGCCCGCAUCUUCCUGGUGGCCAGCCGGGAGCUGGAGAUCAUCACGCUGGUGACCGGGGUUGCUGUGCUCCUCGUCUCAAUGGUCCUCAUCUACUUCCUCAACGCCAAGUCCAACGUGCUCUUCUCCGGACCCCGGGAGCAGAGCUCGGUCACUUACUGAUCGAGGGCAGUGAGGGGAACAGACAGAAUAGUGAGGAGGGAGUUAUUGUAAUGGUGGGUGGAUGAGGGAGAGCGUGGGUGUGUUUGUGUGCGUGUGUGUUCAGAGAGGGAGAGAAUGGUGAGGAGGGAGUUAUUGUAAUGGUGGGGGAGUGGGUGGGUGUAUGAGGGGGAGCGUGGGUGUG
Molecule: messenger RNA, 958 nt
Organism: Mobula hypostoma (lesser devil ray)
Lineage: Eukaryota; Metazoa; Chordata; Chondrichthyes; Myliobatiformes; Myliobatidae
Gene: ncstn
Product: nicastrin
Exons: 7
Coding region: 1-777 (258 amino acids)
Biological process (GO): protein processing; Notch receptor processing
Cellular component (GO): plasma membrane
Source: RefSeq, a predicted model, not a curated record